This is a messenger RNA of Exophiala dermatitidis NIH/UT8656, 2275 nucleotides long. Its product is annotated as aldo-keto reductase. The transcript has 3 exons. The record is from RefSeq and is a predicted model, not a curated record. Lineage: Eukaryota; Fungi; Ascomycota; Eurotiomycetes; Chaetothyriales; Herpotrichiellaceae. The coding region runs from base 355 to 1446 and encodes 363 amino acids.
CGACUGCUUUCUCCAAGCGUCAGGGUUGUAGCCAUGAGCACUGCACUGCAGUCCUCGGAUGACAGAGUCUCCUCGGUUCCCAUCGGGGUUAAUCGUCCCUUCUAUGCUAAAGUCCAGACCUCAGCUGUCCUGCCAGGGACUGUCCUCAAAUAAAGUGAGUGAUGAGACGUUGUAGUACGUAUACAUAUACUGUACAUUUCUACUCUAGCGAGUAUAUAUAAACCAUCCUUGGUAUUCCUCCAUACCCCGUCCUCAAAUCCAUUCCACCACCUCCUCCCAAGUUUAUCUCCCUUCCCUGUUUUCUGCUUUACCCUCUGGUCGGAUAUCCCCUUCCCUUUCCCUUCCCUUGCGAAAAUGGCCGAAUCCAAGUCCCCCCUUCCCAAAUCCCUCCAGGAAAGUCUAGACAACACCAAAGUCUCGUACGCCCAACUCGGUGCAUCGGGCCUCCGUGUGUCGGUACCCAUUCUGGGUGCCAUGUCAUUUGGCCACAAAGACUGGCAACCCUGGGUCCUCGACGACCCCGACCAAGUCGACGCGCUCCUCAAAGGCGCAUUCGACCGCGGCCUCAACACAUGGGACACCGCCAACGUCUACUCGAACGGCGUGUCCGAGAAACUGAUCGGACAAACCAUCAAAAAACACAACAUCCCGCGGCACAAACUUGUCCUACUUACAAAAUGCUUCGGUACCGUCGGCGAAGAACCCGGUAUUCUGCACAUCAAGUAUGGCGACGAAAUGCGCCGGAGCAAAGACUACGUCAACCAAGGCGGACUGAGUCGAGCUGCCAUUUUCAACGCUGUCGAAGCCAGUCUUGAACGUCUACAGACAAGUUAUAUCGAUCUUUUGCAGAUUCAUCGCUUUGAUCCGACUGUUCCGGUCGAAGAGACGAUGAAGGCGUUGCAUGAUUUGGUGCAGGCCGGGAAAGUGAGGUAUAUUGGCGCCAGCAGCAUGUGGACCUACCAAUUCAUCAAACUCCAACAGGCCGCCCAGUCCCACAACUGGACCCUCUUUGUGUCGAUGCAAAACCACUACUCGCUCUGUUACCGCGAGGAAGAGCGCGAAAUGAUCCCCUACUGCAAAGAGACAGGUGUGGGCCUUAUCCCCUGGGCGCCCCUCUAUCGAGGCCACUUGGCCCGCCCACUAACGUCACAUCAAACCACCGCUCGAGAAGAGAGUAUGAAAUCCAACCCGAUGUUCGGCGAAUUCAGCGGCGCAGACGUGAAAAUUAUUGAAAGAGUGCAGGAACUUGCGGAGAAAAAGGGCUGGAAAAUGAGCCAGGUCGCUCUCGCUUGGAUUAUUCAAAAGGGAACGAUUCCCAUUGUGGGCUUUAGUAAUCUGGAUAGAUUGGAUGAGGCUUGUGGAGUCAGAGGGAAGAGGUUGAGCGAUGAUGAGAUAAAGUGGUUGGAGGAACUGUAUCGGCCCAAGGCGAUUGUUGGACAUUCGUGAAUAGGAGGAGAAGGGAAAGGAGAGUGAGGUGUGGUGGUGGUGAUGCUCACUGAGAACCUCUCGGAUAAGAAAGGGUUGAGAAGACAUGGAUGAAGUGCAUGAGAUAGUAGUACCUGGUAGUAUUGUGAACAGAGGGAGAGAAUGGAAUGGACUGAACUAAACUGGAGGGACCCUCGGGACUGGAAUUACAUACCUAGGUACCGAGAUAACAAGUACCUUACGUUGUAACAUGUCCUUUAGGACGCCGACUGUGUGUUCCCAAUCUGAAGGCAUUUUAUUGCACGGCACGGCAUGGCAUAUGACUGAUAGACCGUCCGUCCUUGUGGAUACUAAAGAUGAUUACGAUAUACCUAGGUAUACUCUAGGUGUCUAACGCAUCACAGGGUACUGUAUCUACAAACAGUACAGCACUGUGCAGCGUCUAUUCUAUCCGUCCAUCAUAGCGUACGCUGAACAACACGAGGUCCGAGUCGUGAUGAUUGUUGUGAUGCCGAAGAAAAUCCAAACCCUCCUCUUCCAGAUCCAUCGGGUCCUCGAGGCUCGCGAAUAGGUUGCUGCGGCUGUUGCCGUUGCUGCGGCGGCGCCUGGGAUGCAUACAGGUCGGGAGAUUGAAUGAGAUUCGACAACCUUGAACUCGAGCUAAAAGUCGAAUUCGAAGACGAGAUUAUUCCUGGAUUUGAUCCCGUCAUCAUACCAUCAAAUGCAUUUUCGUAACGCUGUUGUGGCUGUUGCUGCUGCUGAUGUUGUUGGUCAUAUAUAACUCCCCAAUUUGAAUCCGGUCUAGGGGCAUAUGAUGGGUCGUAUAAUUCACGUUCACGUUCACGGUCGC